CUCUGAGACGUGCCUCCGCCCCUCUGCUCCCCCUCUCCCCGCGCGCGCACACACAGCUCGGAGUUUCCCUUUCCGGGCCCCCGAGAGGAGGGGCUGAGGUGAGAGCAUGAGGUUGUCGCUGGCUGCCGCUAUCUCCCACGGCCGCGUCUACCGCCGCCUGGGCCUGGGUCCGGAGUCCCGCAUCCAUCUGCUGCGGAACUUGCUCACGGGCCUAGUUCGCCACGAACGCAUCGAGGCGACAUGGGCACGCGCGGACGAGAUGAGGGGCUACGCGGAGAAGCUCAUCGAUUAUGGAAAGCUGGGCGACACCAACGAACGAGCCAUGCGUAUGGCUGACUUCUGGCUCACAGAGAAGGACUUGAUCCCAAAGCUGUUUAAAGUGCUAGCGCCUCGGUUCCAAGGUCAGAAUGGGAACUACACAAGAAUGCUACAGAUCCCGAAUCGGAAGGAGCAAGAUCGGGCCAAGAUGGCGGUGAUAGAAUAUAAAGGGAACUACCUCCCUCCCCUGCCUCUGCCUCACAGAGACAGCAACCUUACUCUCCUAAACCAGCUGCUCCUGGGACUGCAGCAGGACCUGCACCAUAACCAGGACGCAAGCCUCCACAGCUCCUGUACAGUUCAAACACCAAAGACUUAACUGGAGCUGGAGAGUGGUGCAUAGGUGUGGUGCCCGUGUUCGUGGGUCUUGGAGCUCGUGUAGUGUGUGAGGCCUGGAAGUAGCAUUGUAAAGCCCCCUCAUAAUGAGACCCAGACCUCCCUGCUGACUCACACGAUCCUCUUUGCACAGAAGAUAAAAGUCUUAAUAUGAAUAUAAGAUAUUGACUUUCUUGUCCUUCCCUAGGAUUUAUGGAAAGUAAGAGGCAUCCAGAUGCUCAGCCUCCUAAGACAGUAAAUUCACAACUUAGGUUCUAAAUUCUAGGUCUAGUUUUGCUUGUUUGUUGGAGGGGAGGGGAUCUUGCUGUGUAAUCCAGACUAUAUCCACCAUGCAGCAGUCCUCCUGUCCCUGUGUUCCCAAGUGUUCACCACCACACAGUGCCAGUUUGCUUUGGUUUUGUUUUUUCUGAGACAGUUUCUUUGACUGUCUUAGAACUCUGUUUGUAGACCAGGUUGGCCUUGAACUAAGCGAUCCACCUGCCUCUGCCUCCUCAGUACUAGGAUUAAAGGUAUGGGGCACUACCUCCUGGCUCAGUUUGCUUAUCUCAACACUAAUUUAGAUGGGCCCUGUACCUCUUGAUUCCAAACCAUCUUCCUAUGGUGACUGGCUGACGUCCAGCAUAGAGACCCACCGUUGGAAUUCCUUUUUUGCUUUUAUAAGUUAUACAUGAGAAUCUUUAUGAAUCCUAUGAGACUAGGUUUCACCUUGGCAUCUUCAUACAUAUCUACCAAUGUCUUUUGACCAUGCUUACCACCACAUGCAUGCACCCUAUUGUCCUGCCUAUUUCAACUAGUCCCCCUUCCACUUGAUGUCUUUUUAUGUGUGUGAUUAUGUCCUGGCGAGUUUCAUUAGUCCUGCUUACAGGAGCAUGUGUGUGUCUUACCAAUGGCUGUACCACUGUCUGUCCAUCCACAAAGGAGGGUGCAGCCGCCUGAGCUUCUAACCCCCUUCUUAACAGGAUUUUGACAGGCUACUAUGAGAGCAAGCAUUCAGUCCCAAGAGAUUGCUUCCUGAUAACUAGCUGUGUGAGCCUCUGUACAGGAAUCUUCAAAUAACAUGGUACCCCUAAAACUGAGAAUUGUUUCUAGGCAAGGUCACAUUUGUUUCACUCAAUGUCUGAAUGGGUUUUGAAUGUGGACUCAAAUAGAUGUAUCACCACCCUGAUCAUAGAUAGGGCUGUAGGCAUCUGCCAGGAUGUUGGCCUUCCGGAUAAGUUCCUUCCUCUUAGAGGGUGUGAAGAGGAAGGUUGAUAGAGAGUGAUGCAUUAGAAAGUUAAGCCUGCUGGGAAUUUCCUGGAAGCUUUUGUUGCCAAAAGUGGACCUCUGUGGGAACCCAGAAAGAGGAAAUCCUGUUUCAGAAUGGCCAGGGUAUGUGAGAAGCAUGGAGCUUAUUUAUAUCCACUAAAUAUGGGAUAUGACCCAUCCUGGCUGCUGUUCUGUAUGUUCAGAGACUUGACCAGGGAGUCAUGGAAAGAAGUUCUCCUGAACAAUUAGUGCAGCACCUGAAGGUAGAAGGUCACUGUGGAAGCAGAAAGACAUUAGCUUCAGUGACACUAUUCUAAGACUCUUUGCCCUACAGCUGCUUACACUAAAUCACCUGGUCCCGGCAGAGCUGUCACUCUUCCUUCUGCAUAGAACUUGACAUGUUUUUUGUAAAUCUUUAUCCCUUUUCCUAUCUUUUGAGCAUUUACAAGUUAGAUGCCUGAGUCAUGACUUGUUCUAGGAAAAGCCCUUCCCUUAAAACCAAAUCUUGGAAGACUUUGCAACAGGUAAAAUAUGAAAGGGCUCUCAGAUUUUUUUUUGAACACCCACCAUUUGGAGCUUUAAUAUUUCCCUAAAUGUUUUAUACUUCUUUAUUGAGUAGGGAGGGUACAUGCAUCUCAGAAUGCAGAUAGAGGCCAGAGGACAGCUUUCCCAAGUUCUUCCAACCUGUGGUUCCUAGGUAUGGAAGACAGGUCAUCAGACUUAGUAGCAAGUGCCUUCUGAGCUGUAUCUCUACCCCUUCUAUUAGAAGCAUCCGAAUCUCCAGCAUCACCUUACAUACUAGAGAUUGCAUACUUCAAGCAUAUUUGCAGUAAAUCUGACCCUGGCUAAAAGUGAAGCAUCAGCAGUCAAGGAGCUCACAGUUGUACAGGGCACUACAUAUCUAAUAAUCUGGCCCCCCAAAGUUGACAAAUCCUAAGACAUCUACUGAAGGCUUUGUUAAUCUGCCUGUAUUUGUAAAUAACUGCCUUUGAGUAGACAUUGCCUAAAUACCAAGCCAAGCCCUUCUCAUCGCUUCGAAAGAGUGGUUCUCCACAUCGAGUUCCAGAUUUUGAUCUACACAAACAUGGAUCCUCUGUGUAGUCUUGGCUGUCCUGGAACUCACUCUGUAGGCUAGGCUGGCCUUGAACUUAGAGAUCUUCCUGCCUCUGCCUCCCUUGUGCUGAGAUUGAAGGUACAUAUUGCCAUACUCAUGGUAAGGAUUGGGGGGGAGGGUUUCAAUUCUUUACAAUAAGGUUGACAAACUAAUGUCCCUCACCCACCCAAAAAACCUAACACACUUACUUAAAAGUUUAGCACUAUGAACCCAAUACCUACCUAUCAUUUUUAAACCGAGUAACUGUAUCCCUGUAUCUUAAGUGGAGUCAUGUCCUGCUUUAUCUCCAUUAGCAAAUAUGCAAUUGUUCCUAGUGGGAUGUCCCAGGCACAAAGUUGUCAUGAUAGGAAUGUGGUCAUCUUAAUUGCCUGAUAGAUUUCCAGUUUUUUAUGGGACAAAGUCCAGAUUUCUUACACUGCCUACUAAUCAAGCAUCUGCUUGAUGCUCCACUACGUGGUGCCUCUCAAGCUCAUGCUGUAGAAGCAUAGAACACACCUUAUUUGGGUGGUUUUUCUGGCACAGGUCCCUUUACACUUUGUUCACACAGUCCCUGUCAUCCAGAGGCUCCACUUUGACCUACAUAACUUGUACACAAACUUUCACGUGGCUCUUCUGAUCAUCCCCAUUCCUAAACUCAUAACUUUGUCACACAAGAUAUGCCUGCUGUGUUUAUGUAGUACACUGAAAUACAACAUUGCUUUAUAGUUCCCUAUGGUAUAGGGCAUUAGACUGAAGACAACAAUGAAAAUAGAUUAAAAACUAACAAGUUAAAGUGCUUCCAAACUGCAAUCCAAGUUGUAAUGAAGUGUGUUUGAGAGAGAUUACUGCCAUUUGAGACUGUCAUUUCUUCUUAUUGCUACCAAAAGCAGUCUAAAACAUCAAGCUUUGUACUACUAAAAUUAGUGUUCCUUCCCCCACCCCCAAAAAAAAUUUUUUUUUAACUAGGAUUCAGAUAAAGAUAAAAAAGCAUUUUGCAUCAGAACAUGUGGCGGUCAAUAUGUAUAUAAAUUGCAUAUCCUCACAAGACAUUUUCCUUCACAUUUGCAUUACCUUUAACAAUGCUGCUUCCAGAACCGGCGGAAUGACUCGAUAAAAUGCCCACCUCUUGAGCAUCAGGUCCUGAAGUGACAUCCCAAGCCACACAAAAAGCUAGGUGUGGGGCCAGGAAGAUGGUUCAUUCCGUAAAGAUGGUGCCAAGCCUGAUAACUUGACUCCUAGAAUCCACAUAGUAGAAAAAAAAUAACCCCCACAACUGACUACACAUGCUGUGGCACACACUACUGAUAGAAAUUUAAACAAACAAAAACAGAAGCCAGGUGUGAUGGUAUAUCCUGUUAUCCCAGUGCUGGGCAUUCAGGGUAGAGAUAUGCAGAUCUUAGAAGCUCACUGGCCAGCCAACUUAGCCAAACUGGUAAAUUCUAGGCUCAGGAAGAAAUCCUAUCUCAAAAAAUCCUGAGGAGGCUGACCUCUAGCCUCCACAUGCAUGUGCACUCACCCACGGGAACAUACAAUCAUACAUACACACACACAAUGCUGAUCCCCAUCCACUAAGUUGAUUUUACAACCUAGGAAUGAAUUACAACCUGCUUUUACUGGGUUUACUCAGCCUUUCAGUGCCUAAGCAUUGCCUUUGCUGGAUAAAAUCCAGACAUUACAUUGACAGCCUGGUCCAGCCACAUCUCAAGCCUGCCAUAUUCAACCCUGGCCGAAGUUUAUGAAACAACUGUGCUUUGUGUGGAAAUGCUAAGGCAUUUCAGUAUCCAAGACCAAAAAAAAAAAAAAAAAAAAAUCCUCUACCGGGCCUUAAAUGCUGAUAGUGAUUGUCAAGAGUAUAAACAUAUGUCUAAUUAAUUUCCCACACAUUUUACAUAUUCCAACAUCCUGGAAUAUUUCUAACCAAUGCCACAGACAGAAAAUACCUAUAUAUUUCUACACUGGCAAAACCAGAAAUGAUGCAUCUUUUAUGAAAAAGUCACUGAAUUCCUCAAGUGAAGCUCAGCGUUAUUACAGUGGCCCAGACUCUUCAUUUGAUCUUUUAACCACAUAGAAGACCACCCAUACUGUAUAUUAGAUCUGAGACUUGUUCAUCCUACAAAGCAAAAAAGUUUGGCCCCAGGGCUGGGGUGGAGCUCUGUGGUAACGUGUGCUUAGCAUUCAUCAAGUCCUGAGUUCAGUCCCCAGCACAACACACAACCAGCUAGAAAGAAAGUUGCCACUUCCUCAAGCCCUUAAGGCCAAGGCCACCCCAUUUCCUGGAGCCCUUAGACACUGACAGCCAAGCUUUGUUUCUAUAAGUCUUACAAGGUCCUUAUAUAUUUUAAAUUUCAGUCUUUUAUCAGAUACAUGGACGGCAAAUAUUCUAUCUCCUGCAGGUUACCUUUUCACGUUCAGAUUGCUUGUUUGAUGUUUAAAACCCGCUUGGUUCAAUAUCAUCCCAUUGACUGACUUUCUAUUCUUUACUGUUCUAUGCAGAAUGUAUCACUAGGGUCAGUGGAGACGCUUCUCCCUGUGUUCUCUUCUAGCUGUUAUACUGGUCUUCCCAGAACUAGGACCCUCAUCCGUCUGGGACUUCUAUUUGUCUUUAAUACAUUUUGUGCUAAUUAUGUAGGGUUCCGAAUCUAGCUAAGGGAUAGAGCAUGUGACUGAAAAGUAUGAGGCCUCAGUUUCAAUUCCUAGAACCAGAACGGGGCAGGGGAAUGGAGAAAAUCAAGUUAAUUUUGAGUCUGGUAUAAAACAAGGGUUCUGAUUUUCCCCCCUUGGCUUGAGGAUAUAUGGUUUCUCAACAACAGUUUUUGGAGUGAUUUCCUCCAGUGUAUACUCAUUUGGCAAAAAUCAGUUGACUCUGCGUGCUUGUGUUUAUUUCUGGGCUCUAUCCUGUGCCAUGGCCUGUGUCUGUUAUGCCGCACAGCCGCAUUUGCUUACUAUAGGUUUGUGAUACAGCCUGCAGUUGGGGAAGAUGAUGCCUUUUUCUUUAUGACAUUAUUUUGGCUAUAUGGAAUUUUUUGUACUUACAAACUUUGUCUUUGGUGUUUUUUUUUUUUUAAUUUUUGUUUUUUUUUAAAGGUCAUUGGUAUUUUUAUAGGGAUUGCAUGAACUCUAUAGAUUACUUUGAGUUCUGUGAACAUUUUAAUAAUUUUCAUUCUUCCAAUCUUGAGAGCAAGGCAGUGUUCCACUUAUCAGUGUUAUUUUCAAUGUCUUUUAUCGGUGCUAAUAAUUUUGAGCACAAGGGUUUUUUUGGCAUUUUGUCUUGUUUUGUGUUGUUUUUUGAGUUCUCUGUAGCCUUGGAUGCCUUGUCCUGAAGCUUGCUCUGUUAACCAGUCUGGCCUCAAACUCACAGAGAUCCACCUGUUUCUGCUCCAACACACUAGAAUUAAAAGCGUGUCCCACCACUGCCCAGCUGGGUACAAAUCUUUUACAUUCUUAGUUAUAUUUAUUCCUAUGUCUUUUAGGCUGUGGAUUGGGCCCAGGCUCUAGCACAUACUAGGCAAAUACUCUAGAACUGAACCACAGCUCCAGCCCUGAUAGUUCCACAAAUGGAAGCAUUUCCUUUACUUUCUUUACCAGUGGGCCAGUUUCACACUGUACAUCUUUUAUUAUAGUGACUGAAUAACUCUACUUUUAAAACCCUUCACUAAAUAGUGAGUUCCUCGAGAAAACACAUCUAAUUCAUUUCUCCCACCACCCAAUAAAGAACAUGAG
Mus musculus (house mouse) is the source of this 6712-nucleotide messenger RNA. RefSeq names its product mitochondrial ribosomal protein L17 (gene Mrpl17). NCBI's taxonomy places the organism in Eukaryota, Metazoa, Chordata, Mammalia, Rodentia, Muridae. Gene Ontology annotation, molecular function: protein domain specific binding; structural constituent of ribosome. The record is from RefSeq and is marked validated. The transcript is spliced from 3 exons. Gene Ontology annotation, cellular component: ribosome; mitochondrion; mitochondrial large ribosomal subunit. The coding region runs from base 107 to 637 and encodes 176 amino acids. Gene Ontology annotation, biological process: translation.